AAUUACAAGGUAAAUAAAGUUAAACCGAUCGAAUACGUAUUUGUAGCAACGUCUAGGAGUGUUUAAUUACAACUUAAUAUAAAAUACCCUCGCAGUAAGAUGCUGCUCGAAUACCGCGCCUAGACAGCCACACUCAAGAUGUCGCUCGAGUUCUGAUUGGCCAAGAGUGCCGUCUGUAUGCCAGCUUGGCCGGAACUGGCCGGUUGUCUGGUAGCAUGCUAGUGUGUGGCGAGAGCGCUCCCCUUAGUAACAGUGUGGAGGAGGGUGAGGUAAUACUGAGAAGAUUCUUCUGCACUGAGACGGACGCCGAACGAAAUAUAUUUGAGCAGACGGCUAGGCGUCUGCGUCUAGUGUUUUAUCCCUUUCCUCCCGCGAGUGAGAAGGGGCAGCUGGCCGAGUGCGGAAUACACUUUACUUACACAUACCCGGUAUAAAGUCGCCGUGGUUACUUACAGCUUUCCAACUUUCCCUGUUCAUACAAGUCGUUGUCGUGCCUCCCAGUCGUUUCUAGUCGUUACAGUCAUGUCCACAGGAGGUGAUUUCGGCAACCCGUUGAGGAAAUUUAAACUGGUCUUCCUGGGCGAACAAAGCGUGGGGAAGACUUCAUUGAUCACAAGAUUCAUGUAUGACAGUUUUGAUAACACUUACCAGGCAACAAUAGGAAUAGAUUUCUUAUCAAAAACAAUGUACCUUGAAGACAGAACAGUGCGGUUGCAGUUAUGGGAUACAGCAGGGCAGGAACGGUUCAGGAGCUUGAUUCCUAGCUACAUUCGUGACUCAACUGUUGCAGUUAUUGUCUAUGAUAUAACAAAUGUAAACUCUUUCCAACAAACAACAAAAUGGAUUGAUGAUGUGAGAACAGAGAGAGGAGGUGAUGUAAUCAUCAUGUUGGUGGGAAACAAAACAGAUCUUGCAGAUAAAAGGCAAAUAACUACUGAAGAAGGAGAGCAAAGAGCCAAAGAGCUGAAUGUUCUCUUUAUUGAAACAAGUGCAAAGACAGGCUACAAUGUUAAACAGCUUUUUCGUCGUGUAGCAGCUGCCUUGCCUGGAAUGGAAAGCACACAAGAUAAAAGCAGAGAAGACAUGAUUGAUAUAAGACUUGAGAAGCCCCCAGAACAACCAGUCAGCGAGGGAGGCUGCUCAUGUUAAUGCUGUUGAUCUCAUUGUUUGUUUAUCUUUAUUUUCAUUAAAUGCCACUGCUACUCAUUUCCAUCGGCUGCAGUGUGAAUAUCAGCUUGUAACUUUUCCACUUAGUGUUUAAAAAAAAAAAAAAAAUUAUUAAAAAAAACAAACAAACCAGAUUUUAUUCUGCCUGUCUCAUUAGCUUAACAGGAACAAUAAGAUAACUUUAUACUAUGAAAAACAAACUGCAGAAUGGCAAAUUAUUCCAGCAGGCUUCACUUUUGUUAAGUGAUACAUUCAGUUUUUCAGCUUUAUAUUACAGAAAUGUACUUUUAAAAGUUGAAACACAGUUGUAGUGUUUUUCAGAGAGGUUCAUAUAUCUGUACGGUCUACUGUAUAGAACUUUAAACAUUCUGCACCAUUACUUUAUUGAACUCGAAACAAGACAGCAGGCAUUAACUUAAUUAAAAAGAAUGUGUAAAUAUGUAACCCUUCUGAUCAGAAUAAUCAGGAGAUAUACUGUAUGAGUGUAUUCAUUCUCAUGCCUGAGAACCAAGUUACCAUUUCACAGUUAAUUUGGAAUUCUUCUUUUUGUUUUACUUACUUUUGAUCCUUUAGAUUUUUUUGUGAAGAGGGUCCAAAAUUUUGUUUGAAAUUCUUUUGGGUGCAGCAAAGGAAUGCAUUAGGAAUGUAACCAAUUAAAUAAAGUGUUUUAACUCUUUAAUCAAGAAGUGUGGCAUGCUGAUUCACAAUUCUAGAACGGAAAACACUUCAAGCUGUCAGAAUAUUUUAAGUUUUAAACUCUUAUCAAAACAUUAAAGUGAGUUUCUUAUAGACAGUUAAAUCUUGAUAAUAUUUUUACACUUGUUAAGGAAUGUGUCAUCAUGAUACUAAACGUUAUGCAGAUAUGCCUUUUUAAUUUAAACAUUUUCUUAGAGCUUCCACGGUUUUGUUUUUACGAUUGUUUAGUUACAAUUAGCCUAACUGUAAUAUUAUACUGUACCUAAAUGCUUUUUUGCAUUGAAUUAAACCCUGGUUCUGUAAUGUUUAUUUCUGCAGAUGAAUACUUUAUGCAUUUUUUUUCUAUAAGCUGAAAUACACAUUUUAUUUUCUACAUGACCAUAGAUUUAGCUUUUUCAUCUUCCUAUUUAAGCCAUUACAAAUGGUACCUUGUAAUUCAUUGUGUUUUCAUGUGCCGUUUUAAACCUCCAUAUCCUGUUGUAAAAUAUACUGAAAAUGUCUGUUGUACAGUAUUUUACAGUUCUGAUACCUUUUAACCACAGCCAUUACUAGGAUGUCAUAUUUGCACUGCUUUUCAUGUAGUGACACAAACAGGCACAUAAGCACUCACACAGUUUGUUUGUUGGGCUAGCCAACAUAUUGAAUACAUGUGGGUUACUGGUUCAUUGCUUUUGUCCUGUUGCAACAAAUUUGUUAGCCUUGAUCUCAAACUAAAAAUCAGAUUUUUUUCAUCUUGUUUACUAGAACUUGCAGUGUUCUUGAAAUCUCAGCUACUCACUUGCUUAAGGUUUUUAACAAUAUUCAGCUUCUUAACUUGUUGUUUUAUUACACAACACGUGGUGGCUUGGGUUUCCUAUGCAGAAUUGUGUAAAGUUUUGCUACUUUUUUGUACAUUGCUGAAAGCAAAAAGAUAAACUGUAAGGAAAUGUAGUUUCUGUGUAGCAUUAAAACACUACCGAUGUUUAUCUCAGUCUUACUUCGCAUUUUAGCACAGUUUGCUGCCUAUUCUAAAGCACGACGUUUAAGUAUGUUUUUCUGUUAAUAAGGUUGAGCCUGUAAUAAUUUUGCUUUCAAAAUAAUUAUUUUGAGAGCAUGUUUCAGAGAAUACAAAUUAAUCCUUUUUAAGCAAAAAACUAUGACAAAUUAAUCCUUUUUAAGCAAAAAACUAUGUGCUCAAAAUUCCAUUUUACACUGGCGUCCUCUGUUUUACAUCUAGUUGUUUUUGUGGCAUAGGCAGUUUGUUUUGGCUAAAAAUUGCACUGUAACAUACCAAAGGAAGAAGAUUGGUUAGAAGAACAUAGAAAAGCAAACUGCAUUUAGGAUGGUUUUUUCAUUUGUUCAGCUAACCCCUUUAUUAAAAGUACAGUUUUUCCAUAUUCCUGGAGUUUAAACACUGACAUGUUAAUUGUCGUGCACAUGGAUACAAAGUCAGUGGUGAGUGUGAACCCUGAAUCUCUUUGGGUUUAGACUUACUGCCGGCAGGCUACAUUGACAAUGUUGUCAUAUACUAGGAUCGGAAAAUAAGAAGGUAAAAAAGCAUGUUUAAUUACUGUCUGAAUGCAUCAGGUGUGAUAAAAAUCACCAGUGCAAAAACAGUUAAAUGUCAAAGACAGACUGGACAUCUGUUUUCGAGCAGUGGUGGGAGUUUUGAAACAGACAUAUUUUUGACUUGACUGUUGAAUUUGUGCACCUGUUUGUCCUUUUAUGUAUGUCUUUUUAAAAAGAAGGAUGAGCAUUAACCAGAAGUACUUUGAAGAAAGUAGAUUUUGGCUUUGAAACAAAAGUACCUCAUCCUCUUAUUUCAUAAUGUUAAUACCCAAAGCCUGAAAAAUAAAACACCUAAUGUACCUACUCAA
Molecule: messenger RNA, 3719 nt
Organism: Erpetoichthys calabaricus (reedfish)
Lineage: Eukaryota; Metazoa; Chordata; Cladistia; Polypteriformes; Polypteridae
Gene: rab6a
Product: RAB6A, member RAS oncogene family
Exons: 8
Coding region: 523-1149 (208 amino acids)
Molecular function (GO): GTPase activity; GTP binding
Source: RefSeq, a predicted model, not a curated record